Messenger RNA from Aspergillus oryzae RIB40, 1062 nucleotides. Its product is annotated as SMP-30/gluconolactonase/LRE family protein. The transcript has 2 exons. Bases 1 to 1062 code for a protein of 353 amino acids. Lineage: Eukaryota; Fungi; Ascomycota; Eurotiomycetes; Eurotiales; Aspergillaceae. The record is from RefSeq and is a predicted model, not a curated record.
AUGUUACGUAUUAACCAGACUCUGUUCACAAUGGCCAGCAAUCUCACCUUCCCGGGGCACCCGUCCAAUAUCUCACAGAUCCCCUCCGCGUUUGAGAUCCACGAUAACAGAUUCUUCAACAUCAUCGGCUCGGCUCCUAAGCUCGAGGCCCUUCUCAAGAACGAUGAUGUCCCUUUUGCGCACGAAGCGAGCGUCUUUAUCCCGUCUACUGACGAGUUAUUCUUAACCAGCAACAUCUUCACCGACCCGGUCACAAACCAUUCGACUAUUCAAAUCUCUAAAGUCAAGGUCAAUGCUCUGCCUGUUACCGGUGAAGUUAUCAAAACCACGAUUCCAAUGGCGAACGGAGCCGUAAACCAUGGCGACGGGAUCCUCUUCUGCGGUCAGGGAAACCAAACCGAGCCGAGCGGGUUAUACCAGAUGUCAAUCGACGCUCCUUAUGAGGCGGAAUUACUCGUCAGUGGCUUCUACGGUCGGCAAUUCAACUCGCCGAAUGACGUGGUCGUGCAUAGCGAUGGGUCGAUCUGGUUCACCGAUCCCAUCUACGGUUCUAAACAAGGAUUCCGUCCAAGGCCUCAGCUACCGAAUCAGGUCUAUCGUUUUGACCCUGUCACCCAGAAUGUGCGCGUUGUUGCUGAUGGAUUCGGUCGGCCGAAUGGUAUUGCGUUCUCGCCGGAUGAGAAGACGGUGUAUAUCACAGAUACAGCAUAUACUCUGGGUGAUGGGACCAAUGAUCCCACUGGUCCGUCCACCAUUUACGCUUUUGACGUCUCUAGUAUUAAUGGAGAACAGUUUCUCACCAAUCGUCGUGUUUUUGCGAUGGCUGAUACGGGUGUCCCUGAUGGUAUCAAGCUUGAUAUGGAUGGCAACGUGUACGCUGGCUGUGGAGAUGGUAUAAACGUCUGGUCGCCAGGUGGCGUCCUCUUGGGAAAGAUUCUUAUCAAAGAUGGAGCGGCAAACUUUUCCUUUGGUCAUAGCGGCCAGAUGUUUAUUCUUAACGAGAACACACUUUGGACUGCUCAGCUGAGCCGUUCGGUGAAAGGCGCACUACUGAGGAUCUGA